CGGUUACGAAUUAUGAGUGUUAUUAUAUUUUGCGUGGUAAAAAUUUUCGAAUAAAACGUUACAACUUUUGUUCAAAACAUUCAUCGAACUUAUGAGAUAAUUUGGAUGACAACGAACUAAUAAAUCCUGGUUAUAGCGACGGAUAUCAAAAGAAUUCUUCUAAAAUUAAGUUAUUCAACAUCAUAGGACGUAGCGUUAAAUAUGUUUGGCAUACUACAAUGGCUCGAUCAUGGUUAGGAUGUUUAUUUGGCAUUCUAAUAGUAUUAAUAAUUUUCUACCUAUAUUUGUUUUUUAAUGUUCCUGUUGCGGAGAGCGGCAUUCCAAUAAAGCAAGGAAAAAUGCAAUCGUUAUCGGUCGAUGUAAAUAAGAAGAAUUUACGAGAAUCGACUAUGAAAGUUCAAUUAUCAAAUAGAACCUCGGAGGUUAAGUGUGAAUUCAUACACAUUGCCAUGGUAUGUGCCGGAUAUAAUUCAACAUUUUCAUUGGUUACGGUAGUAAAGUCGAUCUUGUAUCAUCGUACAAAACCACUGCACUUUCACUUGCUCGUAGAUGAAAUAGCAAAAAGAACACUCACUACAUUAUUUAAAACAUGGGAUUUGCCAAGUGUCAUAGUAUCAUAUUAUCCUGCCGAACGAUGGGUGCCGAAGGUAUCAUGGAUACCAAACAGACAUUAUUCCGGAGUUUACGGCCUAUUAAAAUUAAUAUUACCUGAGGCGUUAGAUGAGAGUAAGGUUCUCAUCCUUGAUACUGACGUGACCAUCUUAAACGACGUGAGUGUCCUUUGGAAAGUCUUCGAGAAAUUCACGCCUAAUCAAACGUUAGGCUUAGCGGAAAAUCAAAGUAGGUGGUAUCUAAAGUCCUUGUCGUACGGUCAACAACCUUGGCCAGCAUUAGGUAGAGGCUUCAAUAGCGGCGUUAUGCUGAUGCAUUUACAACGAUUGCGCGCUAGAAGAUUUAAAGAAUUGUGGGUGAACACCACAAAGGGGAUCUUAAAUUAUAUAAAGGAGACCAGUUUGGCCGAUCAAGAUAUAAUAAAUGCCGUUAUUAAAGAGCAUCCGGAUAUUAUUUUUAAGAUAGAUUGUACCUGGAACGUCCAACUUAGUGAUCAUACCACCAGCGAAUCUUGUUAUCAAAGAGGAGAUCAAUUAAAUAUAAUUCAUUGGAAUUCACCUCGGAAGCAGGAUGUAAAUAAUAAGCACGCAGAUCAAUUCCUUAAAUUGCAUAGGAUGUUCUUAGAGAUGGAUGGGAAUCUUUUACGAAAACGCUUAUUUGGUUGUGAUAAACGUACAAAUAUUUUGAUAUAUGACGAAUCAGAUCCUUGUCGAGAAUUUAACAAAGCUGCAAGGAUGAUGUACAGAACGCAUUAUUUUAUUCUCGAAUAUCAAUAUAAUGUAUAUAUGUCUACAGACAUUGUAUUAGCCACUCAAUGCAGUAUAGAACGAGUGCCUCUUUUAGAACAACUUUCGAAACAUUGGCCGGGAACAAUAAGUGUAGCACUUUAUCUUACCGAUGCCGAAGUACAAAAUUUUUUGGUAUAUGUACGUGGAUCCCCGGAAUUGCGAAAAAGGAAAAAUAUUGCCUAUCACAUUGUGUAUAAAGAAGGGGAACUUUAUCCAAUUAAUUACUUAAGAAAUAUAGCUAUGUCGUACGUAUCGACGCCUUAUGUAUUUCAACUUGACGUUGACUUUUUACCACAAUACGGCCUUUACGAAAACAUUAUGAAGCAUAUUAAAAAUUUACACAUGGAGACAACUCACAAAAUAGCUUUAAUCGUGCCUGCUUUUGAAACCGAACGAUAUAGGUUUACGUUUCCUGCUGACAAGGAAGAACUCUUGAAAUUUCUCAAACGAGGUAUUCUCUAUACGUUUCGUUAUCAUGUUUGGACUCAAGGGCAUGCAGCAACGAAUUUUAGUUUAUGGAGAAAUGCAACUGAACCUUAUGAAAUAUUUUGGGAACCUGAUUUCGAACCUUACAUCGUGGUUUCCCAAUUUGCGCCUAAAUACGAUACGCGAUUCAUUGGAUUUGGAUGGAAUAAAGUUUCUUACAUCACUCAUCUUACAGCACUCGAUUUUAAGUAUAUUGUUCUACCGGACAGCUUCAUUAUUCAUCGACCACACGCUCCAAGUUUAGACAUCGGGAAAUUUAGAACAGACUCUAUUUAUAGAAGGUGUUUAAAGAAAUUAAAGGAUCAAUUUGUCGAUGAAUUAAUGGCGAAAUAUGGUGCUGAUGCAUUAUCGAAACAUAAGCGAAUUAUUAUUAAAGAGGACAAAAUUGUGGGACCUGCUAAACCCCAUUAAAAUAUAUUUUAAUAUUAUUUUCAAACGACGUGCGGAGACCGCGAGAAUUAUAGUUAUUUUUUUUUUUGUUUAAUCGAGUAAAUAUAUUCUGUAAGAUAUAAACAAUUUUCUAUCUUUUCUAGAUAAAUAUUAAAAGGUUAGAAAAGUGUUUAAAAAAUCAAUCGUUGUAAGAUCGACUGUAUAUAUAGGGUUGGGAAAUAUUUAUUAAAAUUUUAAUCUAUGUAGUGGUGUGUACAGAACAGUGCCUUCAGUACAGUAUCGUAAUAUUACAGUUACACUAAAUAUUUUAUUUAUAAAAUAUGUAUAAUAUAUACAGCGCCUUCCUUACAGUACCUAAAAAUUAUAUUCGACUUAAAAAUUAUAUACUGAAUUCUACACAAUUCGACAUCGUUCUCUCUUACAAAAACAAGUUUUUUUUUUUUUUAUCAAAAGAUAAUGUAG
Messenger RNA from Vespa mandarinia (Asian giant hornet), 2738 nucleotides. Its product is annotated as xylosyl- and glucuronyltransferase LARGE2s. Gene Ontology annotation, cellular component: Golgi apparatus. Gene Ontology annotation, biological process: protein O-linked glycosylation via mannose. Lineage: Eukaryota; Metazoa; Arthropoda; Insecta; Hymenoptera; Vespidae. The record is from RefSeq and is a predicted model, not a curated record. Gene Ontology annotation, molecular function: xylosyltransferase activity; glucuronosyltransferase activity.